AACUCCUAAGUUAGCUGCUACCCUCAUUCCCCGAAAGAAGCUCAAACAGUGUUUCACACACACACUCUCUCUCUCUCUCUCUCUCUCUCUCAGAGAUGGCCGAGAUAAGUGCCGAAGUGUCGAUCGAUCAAAUCCCGUCGAGGAAGCAGCGGAGCCGAAGAGCGUUGAAGGAUAAGAACCUCUCAGCCAAUGAUGCCAAAUCCUUGACCAAGAAGCUGCCUGAUUCCUCCACGCCACAGGUUUCAAAGGAAUCAGACGCCGGAAAGGAGAACCAACCCAGCGUUUCUCAACUGCGCUCCUCACCCAAGAAGGGAAGAGCUGCCUCGAAAAAACAGUCGAAGCAAUCUCUUGAGAAAGAUUUUCAAGAAAUGCAGGAGAUGAUGCAGAAGUUGCGGCUUGAGAAGGAGCAGACUGAAGAGCUCUUGAAGGUCAAAGAUGACAUAUUGAAGCAGAAGGAAGAAGAGCUUGACGAGCGUGGCCGCGAGCAGGAGAAGCUUCAGACGGAGUUGAAAAAAUUGCAGAAGCUCAAGGAGUUCAAACCCAUCAUGAAUUUGCCUAUGCUGAGAGACAAGGAGCAAGAAAAGAAGGACAACAAGAAGAAGAAUGGAUGCGCUGUGAAAAGACCUUCUCCACCUUACAUUUUGUGGAGCAAAGAUCAAUGGGCUGAGAUCAAGAAAGCGAAUCCAGAGGCAGAAUUCAAGGAUAUUUCAAACAUGUUAGGGGCUAAGUGGAAGACCGUCAGCGAGGAAGAGAAACAGCCUUAUGAGGAGAAGUAUCUAAUUGAGAAAGAAGCUUAUCUGCGGGUAAUCACCAAGGAGAAACGUGAAAGUGAGGCAAUGAAGCUGUUAGAAGAGGAGCAAAAGCAAAAGACUGCCAUGGAAUUGCUUGAACAGUACAUGCAGUUCAAACAGGAAACAGAGAAAGAAAGCAAGAAGAGCAGAAAAGAGAAGGAUCCACUGAAACCAAAGCAUCCUGUGUCAGCUUUUAUCUUGUACACGAAUGAUAGGCGGGCAGCUAUUCUUGCCGACAACAAGAGUAUCUUGGAGGUUUCAAAGAUUGUAGGUGACGAGUGGAAGAACUUGACAGAAGAUCAAAAAAGACCUUAUGAAGAGAUCGCAAAGAAGAAUAGGGAGAAAUAUAUUCAAGAUAUGGAGGCUUACAAACAAAAGAAGGAUGAGGAGGCUGCGAAUCUCAGGAAGGAAGAGGAGGAGCAAAUGAAACUUCAGAAAGAAGAAGCCUUGAAACUGUUAAAGAAGAAAGAGAAAACGGAAAAUCUGAUCAAGAAGUCAAAGAAGAAGAAACAGAACAAGGAAGACAAGAAUUGUGAUCCUAACAAGCCUAAGAGACCGCCAUCCUCAUUUCUGCUAUUCAGCAAAGAAGCAAGGAGGAGCAUACAGGAGGAACGACCAGGGAUGAAUAACUCUAACCUGAACGCACUGAUAUCAGUGAAAUGGAAGGAACUGAGCGAGGGAGAGAGAAAAGUGUGGAAUGACAAAGCUGCCGAGGCAAUGGAGGCAUACAAGAAGGAAUUGGAGGAGUACAACAAAUCCAUUGCAGCCAAGUUGGACCAGUAAGAAUAAGAAAAUAGGAAUCGAAAAGAAGGGACUGACUCUUGGGGUGUUCAAAUUUCUGUUGAAUACCGAAUGCGCGUUGUUGUUUUUAAAUCUGAUGUAAUCUUCAGUAUUCUAAUGGCCUGACCACGGCAGAUAGUUGCUCAAUUUCUUCUCCCUCCAAUCUUGAUGGAAACGUGUGAACUGCUCACUGCUAGAUCAAGAUAACUAAUGAUUUUUGCACAGCUCA
Molecule: messenger RNA, 1800 nt
Organism: Prosopis cineraria
Lineage: Eukaryota; Viridiplantae; Streptophyta; Magnoliopsida; Fabales; Fabaceae
Product: high mobility group B protein 6
Exons: 8
Coding region: 96-1574 (492 amino acids)
Molecular function (GO): DNA binding
Source: RefSeq, a predicted model, not a curated record